Messenger RNA from Girardinichthys multiradiatus, 3527 nucleotides. RefSeq names its product gastrula zinc finger protein XlCGF57.1-like. Gene Ontology annotation, biological process: regulation of transcription by RNA polymerase II; central nervous system development. The coding region runs from base 607 to 2205 and encodes 532 amino acids. Gene Ontology annotation, cellular component: nucleus. The transcript is spliced from 2 exons. The record is from RefSeq and is a predicted model, not a curated record. Lineage: Eukaryota; Metazoa; Chordata; Actinopteri; Cyprinodontiformes; Goodeidae. Gene Ontology annotation, molecular function: RNA polymerase II cis-regulatory region sequence-specific DNA binding; DNA-binding transcription factor activity, RNA polymerase II-specific.
CAUAACAGUGUUAGCUUAACUGGCUAUGUUCUGACAGAAAAACGUCUUGAAUGUUACGUUAAACAAGUGUGUAAUUUAUGUCUCUAUUUGAUAGUCGUCCAGAGGAUGUCUCUUUUACAUGUUUGUAUCGAACCAGUCUGAUUAUUUCUGUCGGAAGUUUGCUGAACAGAAUGCAACUGGCCUUCAUUAGCUAAGUGGACUGUUAGCUGCCGUGGGGCUAAAGCAGCUAACAGCAGAGACUUUAUCAAUUAUGUGCUAAAAGACGAGUUCACAUGCCUGAGUUUGUAAGACUGUGCGGGGAAUACAGAAUCGUCUAAUCCUUGUUGUUCAGAUGAGCACCGAAAGACUGAGGACAGUUACAGAAUGGAACCAGAACCUCUGAGAAGGUAUCAGAAUCUCUGCUCUACAGCAUCGCUUUAGCUCAGCUGCAGUUUGCAUUUUCCGGGAACACAAUUUAUCUGAUCUGAUGCGGAUUUGCGUCCGAUUCAAAUUGAAGCAGCAUUCAAAAGAAGAUGCUGUUUAUAGGGUUUAAACAUUGACCUACUAGAACACGUGAAGGUUGCCAACAAAGACUGAAAAGAAGCAACGAAUCCACAUCGAGCGAGGAUGUUGAAGGUUGAAUCAGACGACAGCAGAGGGCUCUGCUUGGAGCCCCCCAUACCUGCAGCAUCAACAUCAGAACUGCAGCAGACACAAGACAGCAAAGAUCUCAUUCAUCAGAUGUUGGUGAUUAAAGUGGUCCCCCAUGACUGGAGCCCCAGUUUGAACCAGCAGGACCCAGAACUCCCCCACAUAAAGGAGGAAGAGGAGGAACUGCGGAUCAGUAAUGAGAGAGAACAGCUUACUGUAAAGAAUGAAAAUGAAGAGAAACCUCAGUUAUUAGAGGUACAGGAAAUCAAAACUGAAGACAACAGAAAGACUGAAGAGUCAGUCAGCAGCUCAGCUAAACACAUUACACAAACUGACGGAGAGGACUGUGGAGUACCAGAACCAGAGAGGAACACUGAUUCGGUAUGUUCUUCUCAACAAAGUAAAAAGAAAGUUCACAAAUAUGCUAAAAGAUCUAAAUUGGGUUCCACACAUUCGGCUCGUGUUGGAGUUGAUGCAGGAGAAAGACCAUUUGAUUGCAGUGUUUGCGGCAAAAGAUUUAAACGCAAGUCUCAUGUUAAAUUACACAUGAUGACACAUACUGCAAAUAGAGAACAUAACUGUGAUAUUUGUGGUAAAGGAUUUAGAGAAAAGAGUUCUCUUCAGACACAUAUGAGACGGCACACUGGAGAGAAACCAUUUGCCUGUGAUGAUUGCGGCAAAAGGUUUCAUGCAAAGAAGUUUCUUACCACUCACAUGAAGGUCCAUUCAGGAGAAAAACCUUUUUCCUGUGAUGUUUGUGGUACAAGAUUCAGGGUAAAGGAAAGUCUUAAAAAUCACAUGUGGAUCCACACCUCAGUGAAACCAUUUGUUUGUAGCAUUUGUAGCAAAGGAUUUUCACAAAAAGAGAGUCUAAAAAGUCAUUUGCGUGUUCACACAGGAGAGAAACCAUUCAUCUGUUCUCUUUGUAGUAAAGGAUUUUCACGGCAACAAAGUCUAAAGAGUCACAUGCAUGUUCACACAAGAGAGAAACCUUUUAUUUGUAGUGUUUGCAAUAAAGGGUUUUCACAAAAAGAGAGCCUAAAAACACACAUGCGUGUACACACGGGCGAGAAACCAUUUAUAUGUAGUGUGUGCAGCCAAGGAUUUUCUCUAAAAGAGAGUCUAAAAACUCACAUGCGUGUUCACACAGGCGAGAAACCGUUUACUUGUGAUGUUUGUUGUAAAAGAUUUUCACUAAAAGAGAGUCUAAAGAGUCACAUCCGUGUUCACACAGGGGAAAAACCAUUUACCUGUGGUGUUUGCAGUAAAGGAUUCUCAUACUCUGGAGGUCUGAAAACACACAUGGCUGUUCACACUGCACAGUUUAGCUGUAGUGAGUGUGGCAAAUGUUUUGUAAAGGAAAUACAGCUGGAGCGACACAUGAGACUGCACUCAGAGGAGAGGCCAUUUGGUUGUGAUGUCUGUAGAAACAGGUUUAAACACAAGUGCCAUCUUGAAAGUCACAUGAAACUCCAUUCAGGAGAAAAAUCAUCUGUGUGUAGUGUUUCCUGUGAAGCAUUUUCACAACGUGGAGCUCUGCAGAAACAUGUAAAUGUUCAAGAAGAUUGCAAUUAAUGAUUAUUAUCAUAAUCAUGAUUAUUAAGUCCAACAGGAGUGGACAAUGUGGUGUAAAAAUAAAUUUUUUUUUAACCCUCAGAUCACAAUUGUAUCUUGAUUUGCUUACAUAAAAGCAUUAAAGAAAAAAACUACGAGGCACUUCUAACCCUACUUUAGUCAGUUUGCACAAUUUUGAGAACUUGUGUGAAACACAAUAGACAUUUAGGAAAUUUGGGGCCAUUUUUAAGACAUGAAUCACACUGUUUCAAACAGUUUCUCUAAUUCCAAGACAACAGUAUUUAAAUUUUGUCUCAUGUUUAUUAUGUUUAACUUCAGCAUCAAAGUUAUUGGUAUUAUUGUUUGUAGCAGCUGUAGUAGUAGUAAUAAUUUCCAUUGUGUCACCACACUCUCACCAACAAACAAUGUUUUCUGUAUUAAAUGAUAUCUGUCAAGGAUAAAUUGCAGCCUGAACACACAAUUCAACCAGUAAUGAGACCGUUAAAGUUUUUAUGAGCUUCAGUUAGCUUUAUGCUAUACCUAGUCUGGGGCACUUAAGAUCUGAAUAGCUCCUUAUUGUGAGAGUUUGCCAUGUUGACACUAUAAAUAGAAGCACAAACUUACGUGUUACUGUUUUGACCAACUGGUAACAAGUUAAACAAUCCAGAUCAUUUCUGGGGCACGAACAUUUCUAUUCAUGCUCUGUGCAACAAAGGUUUAGUGUUGCACGGUGAUCUUUAGUGGUUUAAUUUUAUCCGCUGUGCUCUCACUACCUUCUGCUUGCGUCUGCUGCAGUGUGGCUGAGAGGGUGAUGGAUGAUCAAAAAGUUUUGAGCUUUUAAAAAAAAUUUAAAUCAAGUCAUUAUAGUUUAAAUAGAUAAUUUCAUUUUCAAACCACAAAACUUAUACUAUAUAACUACCAUGGUGAUCAUUAAAAACCAUUGAUGAAAAUCUUCUCUCACCUACAUUAGUUUUUCAUGUUUUGAAGUUGAAGCAAAAGGAAGAAAAAGUAAAUGUCUGAGCAAGAGCAUAGAACUAUGUUACAUAGAAUGUAUCUCAUUCUUUCGGUCAUGACCCAAAGUUCAUGGCUAUAGGGGAGGGUAGGAAUGUAGACGACCGAUAAAUCAAGAGCUUCAUUUUCGGCUCAGCUCUCUCUUCACCACAACGGACUGGGACAGCGCCCCAUUACUGCGGCAGUCGCACCGGUCUACCUGUCGAUCUUCUGCUCCAUUCUUCCCCCACUCGUGAACAAGACCCCGAGAUACUUAAACUCCUCCACUUGAGGCAGGAACUCACCUCCAACCUGAAGAGGACAAUCCACCCUUUUCCAGUCGGGAACCAUGG